CGGGCGGCGUGGCGUGGGGAGCGGCGACAGUGGCCGUGACGUCACGGGAGGGGGUCGGCGCCGCCCGCGAGCCGCCGGAUUACAAGCGAACGCGCCCGGCUGCGGUCGGAGUUGCCGGGCAUCGAGUCUUUGCGGUCUCCUCCGCCUGCGCCUGCUCCUUCUCUUCCUCCUCCUCCUGCUUUUUGGGUGGCUGAGGCCGCCGCGAUCGUUUCUGCGCCACAACUUUUCCAAGAAAGUUCAGAAACUCGGCUCCGUGGCGGCCGGCCAGGUCGCGCGUAGUAGCCACUUCGGGAGCCGCCGGGGAGCUCCGAGGGCGCGUGGCCGCUCCAGUCCUGCGCUCGCUGCACCUGCCACGUCCGCUCACGCCGCUGCUGCCGACCGGUGCCAGCCUGUGGGCCGACCCAGGCGGCGGCGGCGGCGGCUUCGGGGUCCCUUCCGGACGCCUGCGCCCUCGCCAGGUCCCCUGUGCCGCUGCCGCCGCCGCCACCGCCGCCCCACGUGCGCGCGGUGACCCGGGGAGGGCACGCUCCCUGCUUUCCCUAUUUUUUUUCCCGGGCGGCUGGUGAACGGCGGAGUGGCGUGGACCUCAUGUAGAAAUGACAACAAUGGAAGGGACCAGCGGGUCUAGUUUUGGAAUAGACACGAUUUUGUCCAGUGCCAGUUCGGGCAGCCCCGGCAUGAUGAAUGGAGAUUUCCGUCCUCUCGGGGAGGCGAGGACCACGGAUUUUAGGAGUCAGGCCACUCCGUCCCCAUGCUCGGAGAUUGAUACCGUAGGAACGGCGCCUUCUUCUCCCAUCUCGGUCACCAUGGAGCCCCCGGAGUCGCAUCUGGUAGCAGAAGGGCCCCAGCAUCACCACCACCUCCACCACAGUCAGCUGCCACCACCGCCAGCCCCGGCCCCGACGCAAAGUUUGCAGCCUUCGCCCCAACAGCAGCCGCCGCCGCCGCCUCCAGCCGCCCAGCAGCUGGCCUCCGCUGCCUCGGCCCCGAGGACUUCCACCUCUUCUUUUUUAAUUAAGGACAUCUUGGGCGACAGCAAACCUCUGGCGGCGUGUGCACCCUACAGCACCAGCGUCUCCUCUCCCCACCACACCCCGAAGCAGGAGAGCAAUGCAGCGCACGAGAGCUUCAGGCCAAAACUGGAGCAGGAGGACAGCAAAACCAAACUCGACAAGCGGGAAGAUUCCCAGAGCGACAUCAAAUGCCACGGAACAAAGGAGGAAGGAGACCGGGAGAUUACAAGUAGCCGGGAGAGCCCCCCUGUAAGAGCUAAGAAGCCUCGAAAAGCCAGAACAGCUUUCUCAGACCACCAGCUCAAUCAGUUGGAACGUAGCUUUGAACGGCAGAAGUACCUGAGUGUCCAAGACCGCAUGGACCUGGCAGCUGCACUCAAUCUUACUGACACCCAAGUCAAGACCUGGUACCAGAAUCGCCGGACCAAGUGGAAGAGGCAAACUGCGGUAGGCCUGGAGCUUCUCGCUGAGGCGGGGAACUACUCAGCGUUGCAGAGAAUGUUUCCUUCACCUUAUUUCUAUCACCCAAGCCUUCUGGGCAGCAUGGACAGCACCACAGCGGCGGCAGCUGCCGCUGCCAUGUACAGCAGCAUGUACCGGACUCCUCCAGCACCUCAUCCCCAGCUACAGCGGCCACUGGUGCCCCGAGUGCUCAUCCAUGGCCUGGGGCCAGGGGGACAGCCAGCCCUCAAUCCCCUGUCCAACCCCAUCCCAGGCACCCCACAUCCCCGGUGAAGAAGGAGGGAAGGCUGCGUGUCCUUUCCUGUCCCCGGCCCCAACCUGGACAGCUGCCCCGCCUCUCCUUACACCAGGCCAACGGGCCACAGGCUUCCCUUGCGGCCAACCCUGGGAGGCAGAGGAGUGAGAGAGGAAGACGCUCAUCAAUGGGUGGGGGUCCCCCAAGAGGAGCCAGCCCUCUGUUCUCCAUCCCCACCCCCAGAGGCAGGGCUGGAAAGCUCCCCCAGCAGUUGUGACUGGCGAAAUGCUGACCCCACACAAAGUGAAACCAGUAAGUGAAAACAUCAACAAAAACAAAACCUCAAGUUCUUUUUAAAAACGACUUUAGGGACAAGCAGG
Molecule: messenger RNA, 2090 nt
Organism: Cavia porcellus (domestic guinea pig)
Lineage: Eukaryota; Metazoa; Chordata; Mammalia; Rodentia; Caviidae
Gene: Barhl2
Product: BarH like homeobox 2
Exons: 4
Coding region: 597-1748 (383 amino acids)
Biological process (GO): regulation of transcription by RNA polymerase II
Cellular component (GO): nucleus
Molecular function (GO): RNA polymerase II transcription regulatory region sequence-specific DNA binding; DNA-binding transcription factor activity, RNA polymerase II-specific
Source: RefSeq, a predicted model, not a curated record